Messenger RNA from Lithohypha guttulata, 594 nucleotides. RefSeq names its product 60S ribosomal protein L9B (gene RPL9B). The coding region runs from base 1 to 594 and encodes 197 amino acids. Lineage: Eukaryota; Fungi; Ascomycota; Eurotiomycetes; Chaetothyriales; Trichomeriaceae. The transcript is spliced from 3 exons. The record is from RefSeq and is a predicted model, not a curated record. Gene Ontology annotation, cellular component: cytosolic large ribosomal subunit; ribosome. Gene Ontology annotation, molecular function: rRNA binding; structural constituent of ribosome. Gene Ontology annotation, biological process: cytoplasmic translation.
AUGAAGUAUCUGUUCUCCGAGGAGACGGUCGCUGUACCACAGGACGUCAAGGUUCAUAUCAGAUCACGAAUUGUCUCAGUCGAAGGACCAAGAGGCAAGCUCACGAAAGAUCUUUCGCAUAUCGCAGUCACUUUCUCUCUCCCCGAAAAGAAGGACAAGGAUGGCAAGCAACUCAUCAAGAUUGAGAUUCACCACGGCUCCCGAAAGAACGUUGCCACCCUACGCACAGUAAAGUCAAUCAUCGACAACCUGAUCACCGGUGUAACGAGAGGCUACAAAUACAAGAUGAGAUACGUCUAUGCUCACUUUCCAAUCAACGUCAACAUUGAGAAGGGCGACGAUGGUGUACAGAUGGUCGAGAUCAGAAACUUCUUGGGCGAGAAGCUCGUUCGACAUGUCAAAAUGCAAGAGGGUGUAACCGUCGAGCCAUCGAAAGGUGUCAAGGAUCAGAUAGAGUUGACCGGUAACUCUCUGGAGGGGGUAUCACAAUCCGCGGCCGAUAUCCAGCAAAUAUGCCGAGUGAGGAACAAGGAUAUUCGAAAGUUCUUGGACGGUCUAUACGUGAGCGAGCGGGGCAACAUCCUUGACGAAUAG